Messenger RNA from Notechis scutatus (mainland tiger snake), 1893 nucleotides. The record is from RefSeq and is a predicted model, not a curated record. NCBI's taxonomy places the organism in Eukaryota, Metazoa, Chordata, Lepidosauria, Squamata, Elapidae.
UCUCGCGAGAAUUGCACCAGGCAACGGCGCAGCAAGAUGGCGGCGCCGGAGACGGAGGUGGUAACAGCCGCAGGGCCGGGAGCCGGCCUUGGACAGCAAGUGACCAGCAAUGGCACCGCGGGGGGCGGCGAAGGGGUCGUGGAGACUCAGCAGCCGAACCAGCCCCAGCAACAAGCCCCGAAUGCCUGGCAGAUCAUCAAAGGCGUCUUAUUCAGAAUCUUUAUUAUCUGGGCCAUCAGUAGCUGGUUUCGUCGUGGGCCAACGACACAGGAUCCAUCCACCCCCGGCGGGGCACCCAGGGCGCCAAGCCGCAAUCUCUUCCCUAAAGACACUUUAAUGGACCUUCACGUCUUCAUAUCCGAACACGAGCACUUUACCGACUUCAACACAACGUCGGCGUUGUUUUGGGAACAGCGAGAUCUAGUCUACGGGGACUGGGCAAGUGGAGAGAAUUCGGAUGGCUGCUACGAGCAUUACGCCGAGUUGGAAAUCCCUGAGAGCGUCCAACACAACGGUUCCAUUUACAUCCAUGUGUACUUCACGAAAAGCGGGUUCCACCCAGAUCCCAAACAGAAGAACCUCUACCGGCGCCUGGCCACGGUUCACACAUCUCGAAUGAUCAAUAAGUACAAACGGAGACGCUUUCAGAAAACCAAGAACUUACUAACCGGCGAAACGGAAGCGGAUCCUGAAAUGAUCAAAAGAGCUGAAGAUUUUGGCCCCGUGGAGGUGAUCUCACACUGGCACCCCAACCUCACCAUCAAUAUCGUGGACGACCACACCCCGUGGGUGAAGGGCAGCGUUCCUCCCCCUCUGGAUCAGUAUGUGAAAUUCGACGCCGUGAGCGGCGAUUACUACCCCAUCCUUUACUUCAACGAUUACUGGAAUUUGCAAAAGGACUACUACCCCAUUAAUGAGACCGUGGAACGGUUGCCCUUCCGCCUUUCGUAUUGCCCGCUUUCGCUCUGGCGGUGGCAGCUCUAUGCCGCCCAGAAUAGUAAAUCUCCUUGGAAUUUCCUCGGGGAGGAUUUGUACGGACAAUCCGACGAGGAGCAGGAUUCGGUCAAGGUCGCUUUGUUAGAAACGAACCCUUACUUGCUGGCUCUGACGAUUGCGGUUUCCAUCGUGCAUAGCGUUUUUGAGUUCCUUGCUUUCAAGAAUGAUAUUCAGUUCUGGAACAGCAGGCAGUCCCUGGAGGGCCUCUCCGUUCGGUCGGUCUUCUUUGGGGUGUUCCAGUCCCUCGUGGUCCUUCUUUACAUCCUGGAUAACGAAACAAACUUUGUGGUGCAAGUCAGCGUCUUCUUCGGUCUGCUCAUCGAUCUCUGGAAGAUCACAAAAGUGAUGGAUGUCCGGCUGGACCGCGAGAACAAAAUUGCCGGGAUUUUCCCACGCUUGACGUUCAAAGACAAAUCGACGUACAUCGAAUCGUCAACCAAAAUCUACGAUGAUAUGGCCUUUCGGUACCUUUCCUGGAUCCUUUUCCCCCUGCUGGGUUGUUACGCUGUAUAUAGCCUGCUCUACAUGGAACACAAGGGCUGGUAUUCCUGGAUCCUGAGCAUGCUCUAUGGUUUCCUGCUGACCUUUGGCUUCAUCACCAUGACGCCUCAGCUCUUCAUCAACUACAAGCUGAAGUCGGUGGCUCACCUGCCUUGGAGGAUGCUCACCUACAAAGCCCUCAACACCUUCAUCGACGACCUCUUCGCCUUCGUCAUCAAAAUGCCGAUGAUGUACAGGAUAGGCUGCCUACGCGACGGUAAUGGCUUCUCUCUCGGUCUGGCCCUCCCCUUCCCUCCCCCUGCCCUGCGUAACCGCAGCUCUCUGGUUAACCUCCCUCUCCCAAGGUGGUUUUCUUUACACCCAUCCAAGCAGGCUGGACUUCAACACCCAUAAUCC